Molecule: messenger RNA, 1550 nt
Organism: Lepus europaeus (European hare)
Lineage: Eukaryota; Metazoa; Chordata; Mammalia; Lagomorpha; Leporidae
Gene: FBXL16
Product: F-box and leucine rich repeat protein 16
Exons: 6
Coding region: 111-1550 (479 amino acids)
Biological process (GO): SCF-dependent proteasomal ubiquitin-dependent protein catabolic process
Cellular component (GO): SCF ubiquitin ligase complex
Molecular function (GO): protein binding
Source: RefSeq, a predicted model, not a curated record
CCGCCUCCGCGCUCGCCGGCGCCCUGCUGGGCUCCCCAUGACGCGAGGCCGCCCGGCGGACAGCGUGGCAUGAGCCAGGAGCCCGGGCCGAGAACAGUGCGAGGAGGAAGAUGUCGAGCCCGGGCGUCGAUGGCGACCCCAAGCCUCCAUGCCUGCCUCGGAACGGUCUGGUGAAGCUGCCCGGCCAGCCCAACGGCCUGGGCGCGGCCAGCAUCACCAAGGGAACGCCGGCUGCCAAGAACCGCCCCUGCCCGCCCCCACCCCCUCCCACCCUCCCGCCACCCAGCCUGGCAGCCCCGCUGUCCCGGGCCGCUCUGGCUGGGGGCCCCUGUCCCCCGGCAGGUGGGCCGGCCUCAGCCCCCGUGCCCGGACCCCCAGCCGAGCGGCCGCCGCUGGCCACGGACGAGAAGAUCCUCAAUGGCCUCUUCUGGUACUUCUCGGCCUGCGAGAAGUGCGUGCUGGCCCAGGUGUGCAGGGCCUGGCGGAGGGUGCUGUACCAGCCCAAGUUCUGGGCAGGCCUCACGCCCGUGCUGCACGCCAAGGAGCUCUACAACGUGCUGCCCGGCGGGGAGAAGGAGUUCGUGAACAUGCAGGGCUUUGCCGCCAGGGGCUUUGAGGGCUUCUGCCUGGUGGGUGUCUCGGACCUGGACAUCUGCGAGUUCAUCGACCACUACGCGCUCUCCAAGAAGGGGGUCACGGCCAUGAGCCUCAAGCGCUCCACCAUCACCGACGCCGGCCUCGAGGUGAUGCUGGAGCAGAUGCAGGGCGUGGUGCGCCUGGAGCUGUCCGGCUGCAACGACUUCACAGAGGCGGGGCUGUGGUCCAGCCUCAGCGCGCGCAUCACCUCGCUGAGCGUCAGCGACUGCAUCAACGUGGCGGACGACGCCAUCGCCGCCAUCUCGCAGCUGCUGCCCAACCUGGCCGAGCUGAGCCUGCAGGCCUACCACGUGACGGACACGGCGCUGGCCUACUUCACGGCGCGCCAGGGCCACAGCACGCACACGCUGCGCCUGCUCUCCUGCUGGGAGAUCACCAACCACGGCGUGGUCAACGUGGUGCACAGCCUGCCCAACCUCACGGCGCUCAGCCUGUCCGGCUGCUCCAAGGUCACGGACGACGGCGUGGAGCUCGUGGCCGAAAACCUGCGCAAGCUGCGCAGCCUCGACCUCUCGUGGUGCCCGCGCAUCACCGACAUGGCGCUGGAGUACGUGGCCUGCGACCUGCACCGCCUGGAGGAGCUGGUGCUGGACAGGUGCGUGCGCAUCACGGACACCGGCCUCAGCUAUCUGUCCACCAUGUCGUCCCUCCGCAGCCUCUACCUGCGAUGGUGCUGCCAGGUGCAGGACUUCGGGCUGAAGCACCUCCUGGCCAUGAGGAGCCUGCGCCUCCUGUCUUUGGCAGGCUGCCCGCUGCUCACCGCCGCGGGGCUGUCGGGCCUGGCGCAGCUGCAGGAGCUGGAGGAGCUGGAGCUGACCAACUGCCCUGGGGCCACGCCCGAGCUCUUCCAGUACUUCUCGCAGCACCUGCCCCGCUGCCUGGUCAUCGAAUAG